UUUUAUGUAGAGGGCGCAAAGUGCUUGUAGCGAAAGAGUUUUCAGCAAAGAGAAAAAAAAGAUUUCUUUUGUCAGAGAAAUAAAAUUCACAAAUAAAAUAAAAUCAAUUCCAAGAAGUUUAGAAUAGUUUUGAAGACGUGUAACUACAAAAUAUUUCUGUUUUGACCGCUACAUUUGAGAAAAAUAAAAGCACAACUACAUUAAUAUUCAAAAUAAAUCCAACAAACAUUCGCUGUAUAAUAAUUCCACCGUACAAAAAAAAAUUAAAGGGAAACUGCUCAUAUUCAUAAAUUGAUCUUCAGACAGAGUAAGAGAGAGAGAGAGCUAAGCAGAACACAGAGAAAGAGUGAGAGAUUCAGUGGCAAGACAACGAUAACCAGGUCUUUACAAAGUUUGUAUUUGUAUGUGUGGAUUCAAUCGCGUUCGAUUGAUGUGCGUGUUUUGUAUCAAUGGCAAAUUUGAACUUUCAACAACCGCCUCGAAGUAUAGCAAAUUCAUCAUUAAGUAAUCGGGGAGGCAGCAUCGGUGCUGCUUUUGGUGGUGCAGUAAAUUCGGGGCAUGUAACACCAACGUCCGGAAUGUUUCAACAGAAUAAUGCAGGUUUCGGUCCGCCAUCACAACUGUCACCCAAUCGGAGUGCCGUACAACUUGGUGGUGUGUUCAAUCAGACGCUCGGUGGCAACAAUGCCGGCAAUACAAAUCAACAAGCGCGUGCAAAUCUUUUUGGGCAACGAACAAUGAAUGACCGAAGGCAAAUGCAAAACCUUGGACAAAUGACAUCGAUGGGCUCGUUCAUGCCGUCAAGAGGUUAUGUCGGCCAAAAUAGCAAUAGUGGGUUGAGUUUUCACUCUGUGUUUGGCAACAAUGAUACUGGUACACCGCCACUGUUAGAUCUCUCUGAAUUUCCAUCGCUAACAAAUGCACGAGGGAAUGAUUCAAUGCCACAAUCGAACAUUAUCCAAACACCGGGAAGUAAACCAUACGUGGGUAUGGUGAAGCAACCAACUGCCGAACAAACGGAAUUUCAAAUGUCCAACGAAGACUUUCCAGCGCUGCCAGGAACUCAAUUAAAUGAUUUGAUGUCGUCAUCAUCAUCACAACAACUGAAUUUGAAUCAUAAUAUUGGCGGAACAGGUGUUGGUAAUAGCGGAGACAAUAUGGAUUGUGCAAACGGCUCACGAGAAAUUGAUAGCAAGUCACAUCAUCAUAUGUCUGUUGAUAUGCAAGGCGAUUCAUCGUCGGCUCAAGACAAGGCAUUUAAACGUGGCAUUCAAACAUCACCCGACGGAAUGGUCACAAAUAUCCCAGCAAGUAUGGUAAACAAUCAAUUCGGUAUGGUUGGUUUGUUAACAUUCAUUCGAGCGGCGGAAUCAAAUCCAAAUUUGGUGACGUUAGCAAUGGGACAGGAUCUGACAAGCUUGGGAUUAAACUUAAACUCGCAAGAAAAUCUCUAUCCAAGUUUUGGCGGUCCAUUCUCAGAUCAACCCGGCCGGCCACAAGAUAUAGACUUUCCCGUAAUACCGGAAUACUUGGUUAACACGUCAAUUAGAGAUAAACUGUCAACAUUGUCACUGAAAAAGUAUAAAGACGAAUUACUCUUCUUUUUGUUCUAUACAAAUGUGGGCGAUUUCAUGCAAUUGGCUGCCGCUGCCGAACUGCAUAGUCGAGAUUGGCGAUAUCACACGGAAGAAAAGGUGUGGAUAACACGCGUACCAGGUCUCAUAUCGCAUUACGAAAAGCAUGGUGUAACGGAACGAGGUACAUUUUACUACUUCGAUACACAAAGCUGGCGGAGAGUACCGAAAGACUUUCAGAUCGAUUCAACCAAACUGGAAAAGUGUCCAAAUUUAAAUGCGUACAUGAGUAUAAGCGGACAGUCCGUAUGAAAUACUGCACGCAAAUUGUAUCCAUACUCAAACAUGCGUUGAAAAACAACAACAAACAUGGAAAUAUUGAUAAAGAAGAAAAAAACAAGAAAAAUGAUACGAGCCAAUCACAACAAACCCCGUAAUUGGGGCAUCAUUUUUAAAAUUUCAUAUGAUUGAAUAUCAAACAAAAAAUUGAAAAUCAAAUGAAAAUGAGCAAAAAAAAGUGGAAAAAAAUAAAAUAAAUCAA
This is a messenger RNA of Contarinia nasturtii (swede midge), 2115 nucleotides long. It is a transcript of the gene Rga, whose product is annotated as regulator of gene activity. Gene Ontology annotation, biological process: regulation of stem cell population maintenance; regulation of DNA-templated transcription; nuclear-transcribed mRNA poly(A) tail shortening. Gene Ontology annotation, cellular component: P-body; CCR4-NOT core complex. NCBI's taxonomy places the organism in Eukaryota, Metazoa, Arthropoda, Insecta, Diptera, Cecidomyiidae. Bases 450 to 1886 code for a protein of 478 amino acids. The transcript is spliced from 7 exons. The record is from RefSeq and is a predicted model, not a curated record.